AUGUUGGCCAUCGUUUAUGCGGUCGAGAAAUUUAAUGACUACACGUUUGGCAGAAAAGUUACCGUCUACAGUGAUCAUAAACCUCUAGAAAGUAUUUUGAAGAAACCUCUUCACCGAGCGCCCAAGAGACUGCAGGGUAUGAUGAUCCGUCUCCAGAAGUAUGACAUCGAAGUGAAAUAUGAGAAAGGAAGCAACAUGUUCCUUGCUGAUACGUUGUCCAGAGCGAGCAUUCCCGGUGAUGGGAAAAGUGGUCCAGAGUUCGAGACUAUCAACAUGAUGAAGUACCUGCCAAUUUCCGACGAACGAUUAAAGGAAAUACAACGAGAAACAAAAAGCGACGAGUCCCUCCAAGUCUUGACGACGGUGAUUCGGCAAGGGUGGCCAGAGCAAAAAGAAGAUCUGCCAAAUGUUGUAACACCCUACUUCAACAUCCGAGACGAGAUGUCGAUCCAAGAUGGUCUGGUAUUUAGAGGAGAAGAAGUGGUUAUCCCGCAAGCAAUGAGAAGCAAGAUGCUGGGAAAAGUCCACAACUCCCACCUGGAAGUAAAUGGUUGCUUUAAUCAAGCUCGAGAGUGCCUUUACUGGUCCGGUAUGUCCAACGAUAUCAAGAACCAUGUGUCAACCUGCGAAGCCUGUCGUGAGUAUGAGAGAAGUCAGCCAAAGGAAACUUUAUUUAGUCAUGAAGUGCCAAGUCGACCCUGGAAACGUGUAGGAAUAGACUUAUUUGAACUAGAGAGAAAACACUAUCUAGUUACCGCUGACUAUUUUAGUGAUUUCUUUGAGCUGGAUCACUUAAAGAAUAUUUCCUCAGUACACGUCAUUAGGAAAAUCAAGAGUCAUUUCGCGAGACACGGCAUACCCGAGCAGGUGAUAACGGACAAUGGCCCGGAGUUCGUGGCACACGAUUUCCAGAUAUUUACUAAGGAAUGGGACUUCGAGCACAUCACCUGUAGUCCAUACCACAGUCAAGCAAAUGGUAAAGCCGAAAGCGCUGUACGUAAAAGAAGCUAAGAAAAUCCUAAGAAAGUCGAAGAAAGCAAAGUCAGACGCGUUUUUGGCGGUUCUUGACCAUCGAAAUACUCCCUCCGCGAGCAUGAAGAGCAGUCCAGCCCAGCGUCUGUUGAAUAGGCGGGCGAGAACCUUGUUGCCAACAACAGCGAAGCUGCUGCAACCUCAAUCCAUUGACAGCGGUACCACGGUAGAGAAACUAGCGGAACGGAAAAGACAACAAGCCAAGUAUUACAACAGGGGAGCUGUCGAUUUGAACCCUUUGGAUGAAGAAUAUGAAGUUAGGAUAAAGCCGUUUCGUUUGGGAAGAAUGGGUGGCUCUGGAGGACAAAUGAGCCCUUCUAAAGAAAUGGGCAGUAAUGAAGCAAGGACAGAAAUGACAUGUUUACCUGCUGCAGAAGAUAACGGUGCUGUACGAAGAUCUGGAAGAGCACGGAAACCUCCGAGCUACCUAAAGGACUUUGUAUUGAAAUAGGGUCGGGAUUACACUGAAGUGUAAUGCCACGAACACGAAUUACUCAUAUCGUACAUUUAUUUAAUUUUAACUAUUAAUCGUAGUUCAUAUAGUCCUAAAUUUAGUUAUCGUAUUUCAGUACGGACACGGACAUUUAUUAUUUAUAUAUUUUAAUUUAUUGUUUUAUUAUUAGAUCCCAAGUACUCAGCUUCAAAAAGGGAAAGAUGUCAUAAUAGUCAUUAGGACGUUAUUAUAAUGUUAAUUAGUUAGGUACCUAUAUAAUGGCAUGUAUAAUUUGUUGACGAGUCAGUUGUAAUACAUGUGUUGAUCAAGCUAAGUUUAUGCUGUUAUAACAACUACCAGUUCCUUUUCCACCUCAUAAUGAGUCAAAGAAUUCAAUUAUACUGUGACUGGUUUCAAAAUCUCAACUCUUAUUCUUGAUAAUACUAAUGUAUAAACAUCAUACUGUAUAUUGAUAUAUAUCAUAUCAACAACUAAAAGGUGAACAUUACUUACUAAUGCUUCUUGCUCCAUUGCCUUCACCAACAACAUCCUCUGCCACCAAGUCUAUAUGAUUCACAAAAUAAGUAAACUCAUAUUACUGAGAAUGUUUUCAUAAUGAUAAGACUGUGUUUAAUUGACGACAAAUAAAUGAAAAUACCGGUCAGUAUAAUCUGCAGACCAGGCUGGGUGUGGGGUAUAAAAAUAAAUGCAGACUGGGGAUAAAAUGCUGACUAACGCCAAAUAAUUUGCGGUCGGGUGACAGAUCACUGUCCUGAUUUAACUGGUACUGUACUCGUACCCCUAGUCAGCAUUUUAUCCCCAGUCUGCAAUGUCUACAGAUUAUACUGACUGAUGAAAAUGCUGAAAUUAUACGGUCACAAGGCUUAGUGAUGUAGACCUCAACCUUUAACUUACACCAAACUGUGAAACAUUAGUUUUGGUGAAAUUAGAACAUAUACCAAGGAUCAAUUUGAUACACCUUGGCUAAAUGGUUUAUCUGACCACUUAGCCCCAAGAUGUUUCCCCCCAACUUUUACCUUCUGCCUCUGUCUGGCCAGCAACUACUGAAGCAUACUUAUGUAUUGUAUCUUCACAGACAUCAUUAUGUGCUUCUGAGAAGCCACUAAACGACACCCAAGAAUGAUUGCUAAGGGAAAAUAACAAUACUUAAACACAUAAAUUAAAAUUUCAAAAAGUAUGGCAUCAAUACCUUAAUUUAAAUAACGCAACAUAUGCACAUCUUACCUUAGAGCUGGAAACCACUUGUAAAGGUUCAUCUCCAUAAAUGUAACGUCACUUAUUUCAACAAUAUCAGCUGGUUUCCCAUAAAAAUGAGUGCCAGAUGUAUCGGUGUAGUUGCAUAUAUCAUAAACAUGAGAACAUCGUCUACACUCCAGCGUAAUUUUAGUGCAUGGGAUAGGGCCUUCCAACGUAAACAAUUUAGCCUUCGACGGGUUGUUUCUGACAGUCAAAUUCUCUUCGCAAGACAAACAUAUUGGAACUGGAGGAGUUAAGAAUUUAUUAAAAGGGAUUUCUUCCUUUUUCGUUAACUGCUAUAAAUGCUCUUCAUUAUCAACAUGUCGGAGAAACGCAUCGCAAUAUUUUUCAAUAAAUUUGAUAUAAGUCGACAAUUCUCCAAUCGACACCUUUGCGCAUUGUCCGUUCGCCGCGGCCAUGCUUGUAAAUAACUUGAAAAUAUAAUUCGUUCGAACUGGAACGCCAUUUGUUACUCGAUUGAUGUUAUCAGCAACAUGUCUUAUAGCAUCGCACAAGAAGUAUAAACAUCUUACCGACAAUUUAGCGCUAAGAAUAUGAAGGGCUUCAUCUUCGCAAAGAUCGACUGCGCCCGACAACAAACGCUCAAUAUCAACAUCUUUUAAUUCGGAUAUUCUUUCUCGAAUGCCUUCAAUAUAUGCUUUAUCCGCUGUGGCCUUCUCUUUUAUUGCCUCGUAAUUGAGAAGAUUAACACAUUUUCGUUUUUUCCCCUGAUUAGUUGACAUUUUUAUACGAAAAUUUUGAUCGCCAAGCCGUAUGUCAGUAUGGAAGUUUGCAGCAUCACGCGAUUCGUAAUUUGCGCAGGCGCAGAAGCAAAGGCACGAUGGCACGCGUGCUUUUGGAGUGAAAUAUAACAUGCUGGUGUAAUUUAGGCUUCAUAUGACUUGGGGGCUUUUAAUUUUGAGUCUAAUAUAUAAUUUAUAGACCCUCCGAUCGGGGGAUUCGGUACCCUCAGUGAUGAUAUUUCCCUCGGGGCAAAGCCCCUCGGGAAAUAUCAUCACUUUGGGUAAUAUUUCGCCGAAUGUCCCUCGCUCCAGGUCUAUAAAUGAAAUUUCUCCAUACAACGGCUUCUCAUUCGUUGCGUAUCAUCACUAUCAUGGAAGUUGGUGACAGGUGUCGAAGGCUAAAAUUAUGAAAAUAAGUCAACAGUCGAACAUGUAUAUAUCGAGCAUCUGUUGUUUCCCUGUCAGUAAGAUGACUUAAAAUAUCAAACGUGUUAGUACGAAAACGAAUGCGACUAUUGAACAUUAUCAAAGGACGAAAGAACUAAAUUUCUGUUAAAUUUGGAUAAAAAGUGGAUGAAAAAAUAGAAAAUGUUUGUCUUGCUAUGUCGAACAGAGUAAAAUCGAAUGCGUAAUAAGCCCAUUUAUGCAUGAUAUACGUUAAGUGCCUUGUUCUGUAAUAAUUUCGAGAAAAAAAGUAUGCUGCGAAAAUGUUGCUCUUGCCCGCUACUCUCCAUUGCUCAAUGCAAUGAUUUUUAUACACACUUUGGUAGGUAGUGAUUCUAGCUUAUUUUAAUUGGGCAACGAUCGUGACUGCCAGCUCUCAUCAACCCUCAAUUUCGUUUCACCGGCGCUUAAGUGUGUCAUUGCCAUAAAUUAAAAACAGGUGUGACCAAUUUGAGCGACUGUAUUGUGAUAAUAAACUUUUCAACCGUUGCGUUGCUAUCGCGUUAAUUCUUCAAAAGUCGCGCGAGGAUGGAAUCUAUUUAUUUUAUCAACCUGUUGUUCAUAUUUACUGUGAACGUAUUUUUCUUUUUCUCGGGAAUAUGUUUAAAUUCCUUGGUCAUAUUCAGUUUCUGGAGGUUAUUUCAUGAUAAUGGUUUUGUCUUGUUGCGAUUUGCUUACGGUUUCAACUAAUAAUCCAUUGAUGGCGCUUAUCACGAUGUUAUCGUUGACGGCAAAGGUAGAAGUAAAUACUAGAUGGGCUUAUGUCCCCUUAAAAUCGACAGGUAUUUUCCUUCGUUUUUCAUUAUUCGCUCUUUUGGUGAUGAAUUUCGAUCGUUAUUUGGCGACAUCUUAUCCUAUUUUUCAUCGAACAUCGGUAACGUAGGGAAAACUUUUAACACUUCUUGCAAUACUGUGCAUCGUCGAAAUAACUUUGAAUGUAAUGUCUUACUUAGUUAUUUCCGACGGAGUACAUGUUCUAAUUAUUUCUAUUCUUCUCAUUCCUCCAAUGUUAUUCAUCAACUACAAACUGUUUAUAGUCGUCAGGAGAAGUCGUAAAAACAAAAGAAUAUCACCGGAAAUAAAAAAAAAUAUUUAUUUGAAAAACAUAUCGAGUUGUUUGCUAGCAGUCGCUUGUGUUGUGGUGAUAUCCAUUCCAACGUUCAUAUACAUCGGACUAACAAUACGCUCGACCGAUUGGACUAAUAAUGCAGUUAUUGCAAGCAUCUGGAGUAGAACCAUCCUUUUGAUGAAUUAUACAUUUAACUGUUUCAUCUUUUACUGGAAAAACAAGGUGUAACGUACCGAAGGAUUGAAAGUCCUGAAAAGCCUGAAAAUAUGUGGACGGGUUGAAUCCUAGUUGCACCAAUAACCCUUCUUCAAGAAAACUUAACGCUCAAAGGGAACUCUAUCCAUUUAAGUAUAAUUUAGUUUGUCAUUACACUGUUUUCUUGUGGCUUAUUUAACAAUAUCUUGAUCAUAGCAAAUGUGAACGCAACGAACUAUACACUUAUAUUCUUCUAUAUAUCAUCAUCACUAUAAGAAAGACAGCAUAUAGCUAUUACUAGAGUAUAUAAGGAACUGUUAUUCUUGUAACUUUAUCCAUUCCAGAAGAGGACUAAAAUAUAGUCGAAUAGAUCGUAGAAAAAUAAAAAUGCUUUCAUUUAUUUAUUUAUGACAAAAUCAUUAUUUACAGGGUGUAAUAAAACAUUUGCCAUGUUAUUGUGCGUUUAGUAUUGGGUAUAUAUAUAGAUUUAAUUUUCCCAUCCUUCUAAAGAGUAUAGGCCUUUAGCUAUUGUUUUAAGAUUUUUUGUAUCAUUGCCUUAAAAACUGGUCCAAUUCCAAGGUAUUUCUCCUUGGAGGUAUAUCAAUCUAAAAUCUCUUCAUUUUAGCAUUAUUUGGCAGAUGGAGAACUAAGUAUACUUGAUAAGUUUGUUUGCCGAUUGAGAAAGGUAUCAUUGAAAAAUUUUGAUUGAAAUCAAAUGGUAUAUUUUACUUGUUACUUUUAGAGCGCAUGUUAGAAACGUACAAAAAAAUCUCCUGUUAAUUAUACAAUGUGAAUAUUCCAAACAAAAAUUUUUAAUGAUUAAUUAUUAAUUAACAUGAUUCAUUUCCGACAGUACUUGAAUGAUAGUUGAAUAAUUAAUUGUGUAAGAAAGCUGCAAUAAUAUUUUUUCAAGCAUGAAAGCAUUGGUAGGCUACAGAUUAAGCUAUAUAUUGCAUGCAUGAAAUUUAAGGCAAAAAAAAGUUUAAAGAACUAACAUUGCCAGCUUGAAAGAGCAAUCAUAUGGUGAUUUAAAUAAAUUUUCCACCAAAUACUAUUCAUUUAUUUUAAAUUGUCGCAAAAUAAAUGAUGUUCUCAUCAAGACGUUUCACAAGCUAUUUACAACAUUCGCGUCCGUGUUGGGUCGGAUAUACAAACUCUCGUCUGCGCCGCGCGAGUUUGUAUAUCCGAUGCAACAUGGCCGCUCAUGUUGCAAAUAAAUAUUUAAUGCACUAAUUCAUUAAGCAAACAUUCUAAGACAAUUAAGAAACCAAUUUUAUAUAGUAACUACAGUGAAACACGCAAUUUGAUUGGUCAACAGCCGUGCAGGAUCAGACAAUCCUGCACGGGAAAUUCUGAACAGAAAUUCUUGCACAUAAUUUUACAAAUAUACUCGCAUUGUAAAGUUUCAUUGUACGAUACCUUUCGACUUUGAAGUAAGUUUCCAAUUAUUGAGACGUUGGUUUAGUUGUAUGAAUAAAUUUGUGAUUGAUACAUUGCUAUUCAGCAAGUAUAGCAACGCGUAGCGUUGAAAUUCACUAGACCAUGGGAUGCAUGAUCAAACGCUUCGCAAUCUUUACAUAUUCAGGUCGAGAAUCUUCAAAACUACUUUGACUCUCUGUUUAGCAGGUUUUCCAUUUCAAAUUUCGUAUAUUUUAUCGGAAAAGUCGCUGUAUUUUCGCUGUAUACUUUCGCGAAUUUGCGAUCAAAUUCUGUUCACAUAUGUUGUUGUUUUCAAUAGCGUGGAGUAGCGAUUCUCUGAUUGGUUAAUUCACGAAUGUUGUGAGAACUGCACAUUUCAUCAGUAAUUUUAAUCAAGUUAAGCGUCGUUUCACUGUAGUAAUUUUAUAAAACAAUUACCAAAUGGUUUUCCCGUGCAGGAUAACAUGAUCCAUGCACUUGGGAUGUUGCUCGACUUUCGGAAAGCGUAAAAAUACACUCGCCUACGGCUCGUGUAUUUCUACGCUUUCCGAAAGUCUCGCAACAUCCCUCGUGCAUGGAUCCCGCAAUCCUGCACGGAAAACCAUUCGGUAUUCCUUUAAUGACACACAAUGUUGUGGGAGAAGAGUUGUUUCGGAGAAAUGCUUCAAUUUCUCCUAAAUCUCCUUUUCUGUGGCCAAUGUGUCGCCCCACAGACACACUAUUAUAGCAAUAUGAUUAUGAUAUAAUUUUAUGUCCUCAGGGAUCGUGGUCCCCCCAUGUUGCUCUUUACCCAAGAGGUGGUAGCUCCCCGAGAUUGGCAUCCUAAAUGUACAAGGGGUCUAGUAUCUCCCCGUGAUGAUCAUUGUUUCCUUUACAAUACACUGCAUGUAUAAUUGAUUUGUGUGAGUCAAUGGAGUUGCAGAUUUGACCUUUAUUGGGCUACACUUUGAGACCACUCCAUCCCCAAUUCAACAACCAAAUAUUUUUAUUUUUACGACAAGACUUUCAAAGUCAAUUCCAAUACUGAUAAUUACAAAAUCUAGACGCGCCUGUAAUCCCCGAGCCGGCGACGCGAAGCGCCGUGCGAGGGUACUAAUUCCCCCCCGGCUAUUUACACCCGGGGAAACGAAAGCAUUAGCGAAGUCUAAUGUUCAUCAAUGAGCGCGGGCGUCGGUCACCAACGAUGGGUGGUCAUCCUCACUGAUCUCAAAAAUAUGGCGGACUGUCAUGAAUAACGGACACUGAUUGGUCCAAUUUAAAGUUUGCAUUAUAACGGCUGCAUGACGACAGCGAAAUAGCAAACAUUUCUUGAUUUGAUGAGUUGAUGAUUGAUAAAUUUCUUGCAAAUAUUCUUCAUUUUUGCUCGUAUUUCUGCAAGAUUUUGUAAAUUUCAAGAAAGAAAGGGCGAAAGAAUCAGCUAAAAGAAGGGAGCCGACGUUAACGAAGGUAAGUUUGUUUUAAAUAUUGAUUUUAUAAUGGCUUUAAAACCCGACGGCCUUUGCGUAUAUGAAACAACUGAACAAGACAGCAUAUAAUUUCAGUGUAUCUUUAAUAUUGGUUCCCUUUUUUAUUAUAUUGAAUUUUUUAAAUAAAAAUAAAGCAAAGUUAUUUGCAAGCGAGAAUUUGAAAUCAUUUUAUUGCAAACUCAAAGUUUAUCGAUAAAGCCAUUUAAUAGUUAAAGGCAGUUUAGUUUUAUAAAGAACACUUUAAAACGUUUUGUGAAUUGUUUGUGGUUGAAUUUUACCUUAAAUUGAAGCUUGAAUUACGUAUAAUUACAUACCUAACAUAAAUAUGUUGGGAAAUUGAUAAUUUUGUAAUUAAAAGUGAUAUUUUUAGGGAUUUUCAUUUGUAAGAAUAUUCUUAAAAAAUUAUCGUGUUACCAUGACAACUACUUUUGAUACUUCAUGUUCGGAAAAUACAACGGUUUUGUCAGCAAGGCGAGGGUUUCUGCAUGCAUGUAUUUUCUAGUAGCAUAUUAAUUACUCCAAAAUACCAUCAUGAGUUGCAGUCCAUUCGAAUCUUGAUGACGGAUUGCAUAACAAAAGAAUAUUUACAGAUUUUUAUUUAUUUAUUGAUAUUAGUUAAAAUAAAGUGGUGCAAAAUCAUUGAAGUGUGGGAUGGGUGGUAAUUUCCGAAAAUAUUUUGCCGCAGAGGUCGUACACUUUUGCGAGCAAGGGACACAAUGAGGCUUACUGAUCCAAGUAGGAAGCUACAGGGUGUAUCAAAAUAAACGCAAUUCAUCUUUUGUGCUUAAUAGCUUUCGAAAUACUAUUUCUAGUUAAACGCUUUUAAGCUUAUUUCAAAGCCUGUUCUUUUCUCUUUCAAACAAACUAUUAUCCUUGUCUCCAAUGCUAGUAAUAAUUGCACAGGAAAAGAUUUAGUAAAACCUAUCAUUUUUAGUUGCUGUUUAAUUAUGCAAGUUUACUAUAUUAUUGUUUAGUCGGUUUAAAUGUUAGAAUUUUCUUCUUUAAACUUUAAUGUUGUCGUCACUACAUCUGGAAAACCACGUAAGAACAAAUUAAAAGUAUUUCAAAAGAGACCAGGUUGUUUGAAAAUCCUAAACGAAUGCUAAAAAUCAUAGAAUCAAAACAUUCUGGUGUCUGAGCCAGAGUGUCAUCGAAUUACGAUGUUAUGUAAACAGAAAUUAUAGCAAGCUGAUGUCAGUCAGCUUAGAUGGUCCAACCCAAAAUUAUAUCGCAUUUGAAGUUUCAAACUGUGUUAAAAAUAGUGGAAGAAAAGCCGUAAUUAUACUUAUUGUUACAAUCCAUUUAUUAAAAUGCAACAUUUUUUUGUUUUAAUGAAAAAAUCAGUUGUUUUCAUGAGAACGAUUUGUUAUUCCAUCUCAAUUUUUUUAAUCUCCAAUCGCAAUAACGUAAAGUAUUAUUCCCCGCGAACCAAUGAGUCAAAUUUAAGAAACCACCCACUGUUAGAAAGCUGAAUGGCUACGCUUUAAAAUUAAUGUAAACUUUAACGUUUUCGUCUAUUAUUUGUUUAGCAAUUUACAUUUCAGUCGAGGAUUGCGCUUUUUUUGAUACACCCUGUACAUAUAUGCAGACGAAACCUGAUUGGUCUAUUUUCCUGCACGCAUGGGAAGAGAUAUGACAAUGGUUCGUUGUUAAUUCAGCCUUCGCUUUGCAUGUGUAUGACCACAUAGUUCACAGAUUGACCUUUGUACCAGACCUUUGAACUCCAGGAAACUUUGCACAACUUUACUUUUGCUCGAACGCUCAUUAACUUAAGUUUAUAAUGUAUGGGCAUGUAUAAACUUGCUAACGUAAAACAUUAGACUGAUCCUUACCUCAAGUUGGCCAACUUUCUCCUCAGUAAACUCAUCACUUCCAGCUUUGACUUCUUCAUUAAUUCCUUGAAGAUUUUUUCUCUUUAUCAUCAUUAAAAUCAGUUGCUGUUACAUCAUGUUUUCAACAAACCUUAUAGCCACGGUUUGGCUAUUAAAAGACACCUGUUUUCGGCACAGGUCACGGUUUUCUGAAAUCUAUAUAUGCAGGAAGUUUUAUAUUUGAAUUACAUAGAAAAUUUCUACUUUGUAUUUUGUAUUUUGUUGUUAGUAACUGAGAAAUAGAUUUUCUAGAUCUGUUAUACAAUUUACUGAACUUUUUAUGUAUGCUCAGCUUAACAUAAUGUAUACGAAAUAUUGAUCAAAGACACCUCAAUCACAGUUUCCUUCGCUCGAACGGCUGCUCGAUCUUCUUUGAAAUUUCCAAUCUUAUCAUCAUAUCUAAGGGAUUUACCAGAUCGAUUAUAGCAUGCACAAGAUUCUCGUCAUCAUCCUGCAAGGGUUCUUCCUCAAUGCGAUCAUUUCUUCUUCUUAAACAAUUGUAGAGAACUGCUGUUUCCACAAUAAUUGUAAGGGGGGUUGAAAAAUUUGUUCCUACAUUGAAAGGCAAGGAUUCAAGCUCUUCCAAAGCCCAAUCAUCCUUUCCAUUGUAUUUGUUGUUCGAAUGUGGGAUGCAUAAUCUACGUUAUGGGGGUGUCUGCGGAUUCACCAGUGACGUCAUCAAGUAUGGUCAACAAGGAUAAUCAUUAUCACCGAGAAGCAUUUCUUGGAUGUGACCAUACUCAAACUGGGCACACAAACGACUGUUUUUAAAUAUUCUGGAGUCAUGAACGCUUCCGGGCCAUAGAGGAUUAAUAUAGAUUUGUAAUUUUCGAUCUGGUCCUGAAACGGCUCGAACAUUGAUUGAAGAAAAACCCUUUCGAUUGGGAUUUUUAUAUAUGUACGUACAGUCAGUCAAUCGUCCCAGCAACGUUCAGAAAUGCACAUAUUCUCCAGAAGUCAAGUUUAAUCAACCUCGUUACCAGGCUCUUUGAAAUGUCAGUGUUCUUUGUAUAAUUAUGUUAGCAGAAGUGUUUUUGAUAAAGAUUGAAUAAUAGCAAGGAUUAUUUUGGCAAAAAUAAGUCAUACACUAUAAAUACGGCAAACACUAUAUUUAUUUGGGGAGAUAUUUGUGCGCGUAUUCUUAUUCUUAGUUUUGCGUGAGGUUUUCCUAAAACACACAUAGAUAUUCCCUGCAAUGGCUGCAUGGGAUAACUUGAUAAAAAUUAACCCCGUUAUUUGUGUCGGAUAUAGACGUCGGAUAUAGAUAUAAACUCUUUUAGUACUACGUUGCCAUGCAGUAGAGUUUGUUGGACGAAGCUUAGUUACCAGUAAAAAAUUAAGACAAAUAUUAUAAAUUUAUUUAAUUCUUCCUCUUGUUAGGAUAAUUAUCAAAUUAUUUCCUGUUAUUAAAUUAUUUCCGUAUUGUUAUUACUAAAAAUUAUUAUUAUUAGAUUAUUUAAUUAACUAUUAUUGAUAUUAUUAUUGUUAUAUUAUUUUAUUCCGGAACCAUUAUUUAAGCAUUAUUAUUAUUAUUAUUAUUAAAAAUUAUUAUUAGAUUAUUUCAUUAUUUUAUAAGAACAGGUGUGCGUGUUUCAUUAAAUUAUUUUUUAACAGAUAAGAUGCUAGUCAUGAAAAUGAUGAUGCAUUUUCUUCUAAAAGAUCGCUUUUCUCUUCAAUUUAGCAAAUUCUCCAUCUCUUCACUCCAAAAUUCGUAAUGAUAUUCGUAAUGUUAAAUAUUUCAUUUUCACGCCAUAGCACAAUAAACAAUAGGGGAAUAUUCGUUUCAAUUUGUUUCCUCUGGUUUCAUUAUCAAUUAUUUUCUGUUAUUUUCCCCAUUAUUAAAAAUAUUGCUCGUACUAUUAUUAUUAAAGUACGUAAAAUUAAUAAUUAGCGGAUGAGGUUGAGAGUGGUGUCGAAAAUUAUUAAAAUGGUCAAGGUUGUGUUAUCUGAUAAUACGAACCGAGGCCUUGAUAAUUUCCGAUAUCACGCGAAAAUCGACUUCAGUAAUUAUUUUCUUAAGCGUAUUUAUGAAAAAACAGAAUUAGAAAAUAAUUCUACAACUUCAAAUUUUAUUCCGCUUCUUUUUAGCUUUUGUACAUCGUUUCCAUGCAGUUACCGAGGCGAAUCUCGCAAUGGCUUUUUAUUUUUUGUGUGCAAAGAAGCUCCUUCUGCUGGCGUGGCGAUCAUUUUCUGUUCACGUCAUAUUCAUAUUAGAAACAUAUUAUCUGCAGAUGUGAUGUCAUAAUUGCACAAUGUCGUCAAGAUUUUUGCAGGCCAGCAGUCACUAGGCAAUCAAAACAGAGAUUGUAUAGUAAUCGUAAUAGGAACAAUAAUUAGGAAUAAUAUUACGAAUUUGUGUUGCUACUUGAUUAACUAAUUGUUAUUAAUAAAUCAUAUUUUCUUAUUAUUUUCCAUAAUCCCAUAUUAAAAUUAUAUUAUUUUAUUUAUUUAAUUAUUAUUAUUAUAAAUUUAUCAAUAUUAGACUAUUUAAGAACAGAUGGAUAAGGUGAAAUUCAUUCAGCAGGUUAGUUGUGAAUUAACAGAUCAUGAAAAUGCUGAUCUAUUUUCUUCAGAUCUUUUUGCUUUUCAAUGUUGCAAAUUCUGCAUCUCUUCACUUCAAAAUUCGUAAUGGUAUGUAUUUCAGAUUCAACUGAAAAUUAUAUUUCAAAACGUUUAAAUAUUACAAUUACAAAAACAAUAUUUUGGAAAAAAUUCGUUUAAAUUUAUGUUUUCUCCGUUUUAUAUGCAUAUAUUUUUCGACAACUUUAAAUUAAAAUGUGCACGGUAAGGUUACUUUCGUGAGCAAAGAAUGCCAAUAUUUGUUCUCGUCAAAUACGCGGUGACAGAUUUUUGUGUCGCGAAAUGUUAGCCGUGAUUGCCAGUAGAACAAAGUCAAAGACUGCACGAGUAGUGAGAAGCGCUAAUGUGAAGAAGAGCAAUGGUCUGGACGCAACAAUUUUACUGUACAUGCAUGUGUUUUCCUGACUUUUACUAGACAAAUCGGUUGGCUUCAAUAAUGACUUUCAAUGUUGUUCUUUAAGCAGGAAAAUUAGUUUGAAAUUGUUAAAAAAUAGAAAUUAUCCAGUUGAAAAGUGCGUUUCUAAUUUUCGUGAAAUGGUACUAUAUUUCACAUGUUAAACGUAAAAAGAGCUCUUUUUAUGUCAAAAGUGGCCAGAGAUGCACCGGUUAGUUUCGGCCGGAACCCCGAUUUUUCAGAGUUCCAGUUUCGGCUCGAACAAAUAAAAAUACAUGACCAAAUAUUGCUUAAUGAACCAGUUCCGGUUCCGGUCGGAAGUCCGGCCAAAUCCUGUUCUACCGGAACGUAAAAAUGGUUCGGUUGCACCCCUAUACGUGCCCCGACUUGCCCCUUUAGUCUCGUUACAUUUUAUUUUUUUAAUGCAACUACUCCUCAUUAUUGGAAAGAACUGAAAUCAAUUUAUGUAGUGCUGUUCUACUUAUAGGAACAUCCAGAUAUAAUUCAGCAUUCAACAAGAUGCUGACCCACAACGACAAAACAGGUAACUUUUUAUUUGUUUUUGGUUCUUAAGGUAUUUGCGAAACAAGAUUUAGUACAUUUUGACCAGGUCUUAGCGGUAUUUUUUUCAUAAAGAUGCAACUUACAGAUAUUUGUUGUAAAUGAUAGAACAGUUGCGAGGACCUCCUAGGAAUUUCCAAGGAAAUAGGGGAAGAGUUUUAGCAUUCAAUGAAUCGAAACGCUCACAUACAUCUGACUUGCAGUCCAUACCUACAACUAAAUCUGUGAUUUCUUAAGUUCAAAGCAUGGGCGUCAAUCAGGGUGGGGGUGGGGGUAUGGAGGACACGCGUCCCCCAGUUUUUGGAGUCGGGGGGACGAAUAUCUAAUUAUCCCCCUCCCACCACUUUUUGGCAUGUUUAAUGAAAUUUUGUUUCUUGGUUAUCUGAAAACCUAAUGCCUGGUAUGCUAUUCAUCAAAAAUUGUGAUUGAAAGGAGACAUUUAAUAAGAAGAAGCUAGUAUAGUACAACGUAUGAUCAAAUACUGCCAUCAUGCAUAUGUUAUGUAAAAUUGUAAAUACUUAAAAAUAAUUGCGUUUUAACUGAGUUUCCCUUAAAUAGAUGAUUAUCGUCAAAAUAAGGCAAGUCAUGCAAAUGGUUAAUUUAAUAGAUUAUUAUCAUUAAAAUAAGGGUGAGGACAUGUUAGCGCGCACUUCAUCGAGAGUAACGUCUGUUCACAUGCUAGGACAUGUUGGUUUUUAGCGUAUUUCGCACAUGGUUAAAAAUGAAUUUAAGAUCAUGCACAUUGUAAUAUAACUUUAUAAGUGCCUCUACAACGCUGGGAAUGCCGUUUCAGUGUGCCAAAAUUAAAAAAAAAAUUCAGGUAGCAUACCCCCGGACCUUCCUAGUUUGGAGUCCGCCCCCCCCCCCGAAUUUUUGGGAUAGAUUAAUGCCCUUGGUUAAACGACAGUGGCGUAGACAAGGAUGUGGCUGCCCCCACCCCGUGGCCAUAUUCCCCCCCACCUGAUAAAAUAUAUUGUAUGAAAAAGGGAGUCAUUGAUUAUACAGGGUGUCUAAAAAACGCAUUGGAAAUUCAACAGGCUGUCGUGCAUCAUAAACGUAGCUAAACAAUUCAAUUUUUACAUAGGACGAAAGAACAGUUAUUUAGCUUUUCAAUGAUACUUUUUUGAAUCGUAACGAUGAGAAAUGGCCACAUACUCGUCAAAUAAAAAUUGCCGGUCGAAAUCACAUUCUUCCACCGUUGGGAAUUGCAUGGAAAACGAAACGUAAACAAUUCCCAAGAGGGAAUUAAAAUUGAAUGUUAAAUUAUCUAAAGUAAACUCAACUCCUCACUCUCGAUCUUAGUGAGACCAUAAGAACGUCAUUAUUGCCUUCAUCAUGGUUCAUUAACUCCUGAACACAGAACAUUCGUAAUCAAAACGUUUUACGAAACAAGUACCUUGCAGGAGACUCGCGGUGCUUUUGGAUUGAUUAACUUUACAUAAUUAAUUAUUUUUAAUUCCCAACGGUGGAAGAAUGUGAUUUCGACCGAAAAUUUGUAUUUGACCAGUAUGUUGCCAUUUCUCAUCGUUACGGUUUAAGCAAUAUAUCAUAGUAAAUCUAAAUAACAGCUCUUUCGUCCUAUGUAAAAAUUGAAUUGUAUAGUUAAAUUUGUGAUGCACAAAAGCCUAUUGAAUUUUCAUAGCGUUUUUUUAAAACACCCUGUAUUGCUUCAUGUUGUGACCCGCCCCUUCGUAAAUUUGUCAAUGUUGUCGGAAUCUUCGUGGUGAAGCAUCGGAAAAUGUGAUAUGGAAAUCGGGAAAAGUGCCACGAAAGCAAUAGACAACUUGCAUGUUAGACAAAUUUUUGAUCUAGCCUAUCUAGGCAAAAAAAAAGUAAAUUCCCGCUAAGAACUUAUUAAAAUUAGUAAACUUGCAAAAUUUGACUGCGAAAUGUUGUAAAGCUUGGAAAAUAUAGCUUUGCAAAGUUUGCAUAUUUUCAGUAUAUUUGUAUUACGUGUGGAAAUUGUUACCAUUUUUGAGCCAAAAAUGGUAACAAUUUCGCUCGUAAUACAAAUAUACUGAAAAUAUGCAAACUUUGCAAGGCUAUAUUUUCCAAGCUUUACAACAUUUCGCAACCAAAUUUUGCACUUUUACUAAUUUCAAUAUGUUCUUUUUAGCUGUUGUGUCUGAUUCCCUUUUCUGUGCUUAGAUUAAAAUUUUGUCUAACAUGCAAGUUGUCCAUUGUAAUGUUAUUGUCCUGAAAAAAUUUUUACCAAAAAAGUUGUCGACUGGGGGGGGGGGGGCAGAUUUAAAAUGUUGUGGUCCGGAAAAUUUUUUGUCCCCACCUGGGUUUUUGCUGGCCCCCCUGUCCAAAAAUCCUGGCCACGCCUCUGUUCAAAGACCUCCUUAAAAACCACACUUGCCUAAAUAGGGAAAUCUACUGCUGAGAAGGCUAACUAUCAAAUUCGACGUACCAGUGUUAUUCGAAAUUAUGUUUCCUUGCUUUUUCUUAAGGUAAUUUGAAGAAUAGGUCGAAUAUAAUUUAUGGAAAGUAACGAAAUGCUUCUCCACGAUAUGAAAAUAAUGAAGAAACUACUCGUUGCUUUAAAAACUGACUUCGUUAGAAAUAAAAAGUACCGUGGCCAAAAUAUAUUUCGUCACGUCCCUAUACUUCUCAAAAAUAACACUCAUUUACAGCAACGGUGUUCAUUUACUUUUUUACUAUACCACUUCUUAGACCAUGUUUUUUUCUUCUUCUAAAUCUAUAGUUAUGUCACCAUUUCAUAAAAGAGGAUUUUACUUUGGCCAUAUGAUAGCUUGUGAAACUGGACGUAGCAUGUUCGACUUCACGGACUAUGGAUGUUUCUGUGGUUAUGGUGGUGAGGGGAAACCUGUUGAUGCACUGGACACGUAUGUACAUCUUUUACGAUAUCAAUUGCAAUAUUGGUAUCACUACCUCCGUCAGGUUAUGUUUCCAUCCGUGUUUUUAUGUCUUUCUGUCAGCACGUAAUUUUAUAUAUAGAAAUGUCGUAUAAAUUCGAAAAACAGUGAGACUAACGGACAUUCACAAGAACUAAUUGAUUAAAUUUUGCUUAAAUUAAUUUGGAUGCAAAUUGGAUAAGAAUUCGCAAAUGUUUGCCUUGGCUUGCCUGCAGAAUGUCAUGAAAUGUUUCAUUUACGCGAGAAACGGAAUCGUUUUUAUUUAUAAAUAAAAUCAUUAUAUAUAUAUAAAAAAAUUGAUGUCAGAUUGGCUAACAGGCAACUGACUGAGUGUGAAAUCGUGAAAUCAACUCCACUGCUGACCAAACAUGGAGCUUUACAUAAUAUUUAACGGAGUGACGUCAUACUGUUGAAUAUGAAUAUGAAAAUCUUAUUCAACAUUAUGACGUCAUCCAAUGAAAAUAAUAAUUAAAACGAAAAGUGAAAACACACCAAAAAAUAUGGCGCUAAAAAAAAAAUGACCAAACAAACAAAAAAUAUAACCAAAAUAUAAACAAAACAAAAAAUAACCAAAAAAAAAAAUAUAUAUAUAUAAGAAAUUUUUGGGAAACAAACUACAAUCAGUGACAAAACCUACCCGGACACUAUAAAUGGACAACUUGCAUGUUAGACUAAAUUUAAUUUAAUCUAAGUAAAGAAAAGGGAACCAAACAUCGCAGCUAAAAAGAACAUAAUGAAAUUAGCAAAAUUACAAAAUUUGGUUGCGAAAUGUUGUAAAGCUUGGAAAAUAUAGUCUUGCGAAAUUUGCAUAUUUCAGUAUGUUUGUAUUACGUGCGGAAAUUGUUACAUUUUUGAGCUGAAAAUGGUAACAAUUUCCGCACGUAAUACAAACAUACUGAAAAUAUGCAAAUUUCGCAAGGCUAUAUUUUCCGUACUUUACAACAUUUCGUAACCAAAUUUUGCAAUUUUACUAAUUUUAAUAAGUUCUUUACGCGAAUUUACUUUUCUUUGCCUAGAUCAAAAAUAAGUCUAACAUGAAAGUUGUUUUUAUCAUUCUUGAUACAAUUCACUAAAAACAGCGCCUUGUCCCCCCCCCCCUCCGCUUGAGUGUUGGUUAAAGAAUAUUUCCACUCUGGAAAAUAAGCAGCGGAUCGGACCAGAUCGGAACAAAAUAAAAUCCGCUCAUCCGCAAUCAGUAGAAAUGUUUGGUUCCGUUUGAUCCGGUGACGUUGCUGGCCGAAUAAUAAAAAAUUGAAAUGUUUUCAACUUUAUUUGGUCUGGUCCUGCGGAUUAAACUUGUCGACAAAUGCCCUAUUAUCUCACAUAAAUUAAAAUAAUUAAAUAAUACCUAUAUAAUGUAACAAGCUCCAUUUUUUCCUUUUGCGAUCCGGCCAUUCACACUUAUCCUUUUACUGGAAAUCGCUUGUUCAAUCGGACCAGAUCGGAAAACGUCUAUAUAUGUAGGUGUUUUGAUCUUCCUUACGAGUAUGAGCCGGCCAAGCAGAAAAUUUAUUUUACUUGACAACGGCUGGGAAUCGAACCCGCGACUUUCACAUUUCUAGAACGACGUUCUACCAUCUGAGCUACAAGGCCAAGUUGGGAACAAUGUGUUAUUUAAUUUUUUCUGUGUUGGUCUAAUGUACUCAGGUGAAUAUGAUGCAUGUGAUGUCACUCUGAGUGAAGGUCCACACCGGACAAGCUUGAAAAAUAUGCCUGCCACGGUGGGAAUCGAACCUACGACCUUUGGAAUACUAGCCCAAUGCUCUGCCAACUGAGCUACACGAUCAGGUCGGUUCGAAUAUGUCAUAUUUCGGAACUGAAUAUAGUUCCUAUUUGUGAUGUUAAUGACAUGAACGAAUUUCUUCCCUUCCAGCUAUUAAUUCAGCGAACGUUUUAUAUGAUUUUUUUCUGGAGAUUCUAUUCGUGUUGUAAUGUGUAGGUGUUUUGAUCUUCUUACGCGUAUAAGCUGGGCAAGAAGAAAAUUAAUUCUACUUGAGCACGGCCGGGAAUCGAACCCGGGACCUUCGCAUUUCUAGAACGACGCUCCACCUUCUGAGCUACAAAGCCAAGUUGGGAACGAUAUUGAUUUCGAGUAUUUGAUAUCAAGUAUUUUUUUCAUUAUUCUACAUUAUGGGUACACAAGGAAUCUAUAUAUAGAUAACAAAAACUUGGUACCAUAAGCAGUUUUACGAAAUUGCGAACAAUUUCAAAUCUGUUCAUUUUUUAAUACACCUUGUAUAUAUUUAUUGUUUUAGCUGCUGUAAAAUACACGACAAUUGUUACAGUCGUCUUCACAGUGUUUGCAGAUAUCCGUCGUCGACCUACAUCGUCACUUACAAAUAUAGUAGCUGCUCCAACUGCG
Molecule: messenger RNA, 18705 nt
Organism: Paramuricea clavata
Lineage: Eukaryota; Metazoa; Cnidaria; Anthozoa; Malacalcyonacea; Plexauridae
Source: the annotation of a GenBank genome assembly